Messenger RNA from Hymenoscyphus albidus, 1551 nucleotides. NCBI's taxonomy places the organism in Eukaryota, Fungi, Ascomycota, Leotiomycetes, Helotiales, Helotiaceae. The record is from the annotation of a GenBank genome assembly.
CAACUUUACUCAUAGUUGGGAGCUGCAGUCGGUAGUGCAACCCUUCUACAACUAUUCAUUCUCAUUCUCCCCUCUGACUGGAACACGUACCAAAGCAGAGGCAACGCCGAUUAAUGUGUCGCUGUCAUUUCUUCCUUCUGCUGUUUUUUUCAUGACCAAUUCACCCAAUUUCUGCACAUCAACAGCUUCCUCUGGUCUCCCUAUUCCCCGCGCUGAUUCGCAGUCGCAGUCCGAUACCCCGCCAGGCAGCCCAGGCGUCACAGCACAGCGAACAGCAUAACAGCAGGCAAGCAGAAUACUGCAGACGCCCGAUCCAACUCAACCUCAGCGAGGCUUUCUGUAAGUUAUUGGACUCGAAUCUGGGAUGAAUGCAUCUUUGUUCAGGAGCCUUAAAACAGCUCUUUUCUCGGUGAACUCGGGCGCUGAUUCACAUGGUCUUCGGUUUGACAGAAGUAGCAACAAUCAUCACACGACCUCAAGUCACGAACAUUAUACAAAAGAUAACGAGCCGUCUCUACAAGUGCGAACCCUUGCUACCCAGACCUUAUCUCUUUCCAGACUUCCCAUUUCAACUUGAAGACCCUCCGUCAAAGCCUCGACGCAAACCGAACCGACUCGAACACGUCCAAAAUGACUUCCAACCGAAUUCGUAGAGUCGCCAAAGAGUUGGCCGAUAUCCAGAACGAUAGCGACUCGAGAAUUUUCUGUGAGCCUUCCAAUGAUGGCGGUGAUCUGAACCAUUUGCGGGCAACUUUCCCAGGUCCUCCCGAUACGCCUUAUGAGGGUGGAACCUACAUUGUAGAUAUCAAGAUUCCACAAGAGUACCCUUUCCGACCUCCAGUCAUGUUCUUCACAACCAAGCUAUGGCAUCCAAACGUCAGCUCACAGACUGUAAGCUCAGCCUACUCCUAUAACUUUUGAGCGGAGCUGACAUAUAAUAGGGUGCUAUUUGCCUUGAUACUCUUGGUACAGCCUGGUCCCCAGUUCUUACUAUCAAAUCCGCUUUACUAUCCCUCCAAUCACUUCUUAGCACCCCGGAGCCAAAGGAUCCACAAGAUGCCGAAGUUGCCAGCAUGUUGAUGAAUCAUCCAGAAGAGUUUCAGCGUAUUGCUAGGGAAUGGGCUAUCAAGCAUGCAUCUGCUCCGCCACACACAUCAUGGGACGUUCAGUCUUCUAAGAACAUCCUUCCUGCCAAACCAAAGACCAAACAGGCACUCUCCAAGGAAGAGGAAAUGCGAAAGUACCAUGGCUAUAACAAGGAUCUCAUCGAUCGGUUCGUAAAUAUGGGGUUUGAUAUUGAUCGGGUUGUGGAGGCAUUUGAAUUUGUCCAUAUUGACAAGAAUAAUGGGGAGGAUUAUGAGCUUGAGGAGGCAUACAUGGGUGAUAUUACGGCUAGACUCUUGGGGGAACCAUGAAGAGGGUUUAGUUUUUGGCUGAGGGGUAGUUUGGCGAAUAACUCAAAGGCUUGAGCGGUGGUGGUAAAGCGACCCCAGUUAGUCUGACGGUUUGAUGAUUUGCAUGGCUCUGGCGUUUGGAAAGAGGAUUUGCUUA